GAAUGGCUCUAAAACAGAUUAUAGGAUACAUCAGGUUUACAAAUCCAGAUGAAGAGAAUAGAAACAAAGGAAGGAUUUUAUGUAACAUGAGCAUGAGAGUGAAUGAAAUCCAGCAUUAGCAGGUCAGUAUACAUAUAGAUAGCUCAGUAGGUAGAGUGGUCGCCUCAUGAUUGGAAGGGUCGGGGGUUCGAAUCCACUGAACGGCUACCCUGAGGUACCCCUGAGCAUGGUACAGUCCCUAUACACUGCUUCCCGGGCGCUGGAUUGGUGGCUGCCCAUUGCUUCACUGAGUGAAUGCGUUAAAUGAGUAAUUUCCCCACGGGGAUCGAUAAAGUAUACGUUAAUAAAUGACUUGUUUUACAUCUUAUGAGUUAUGCCUCUUUUUCAUUCAAACCCCAAAGAUAAGGGAAGUUGGAAAAAAUUAGAGUUUAAAGAUUUCAAGAAUCUGUUCCUUAAAUCAGCGGUUGCACAGCAACUAACAAAGAUGGCUUGUAGUUGUUUUAUUUGUUUGCUUAAAAAAAAUUUCAGUGAUUUUUGGAGACGUUUACAAAGAUUAUUUUAAAAAGUAGAAAUACACAUCAGUCUUCAGAUAUAUGUUUUAAAUCUUUAACUUGUACUAUCUUUCUGGGAUGCAAGAGCAGAACAGUGUACACCUUUAUUAAUUAUUGGUUCAAUUAAAACACAGUCUUACUUACGUAUAUAAAGAGCCUCAUCUGAAUAAAAAAUGCUGCUGCAAGUUAAAAUGGCUCUCUUUGUACGUGUAUACUCUCAACAUCCACUUGCUAGUACUGAGUUAAACCCCCUCUUGCCCUCAGAACCUCUUUUAAUUCUUUAUGGCAUGGAUUCAACACAGUACUGGAAACAUUCCUCAGACAUUUUGAUCCAUAUUGACGUGACGGCAUCACAAACUUCCUGCAGAUUUGUUGGCUGCACAUCCAUGAACUGAAUCUGCUGUUUCACCGCAUCUCAAAUGUGCUCUAUUGGAUUGAGAUCGGAGGGCUGUGGAGGCCGUUUGAGUGCAGUGAAUACAUGUUCGUGUUCAAGAAAUCAGUUUGAGAUGAUUUGAGCUUUGUGACAUGACGAAUUAAGCUGCUGGAAGCAGCCAUCAAAAGAUGAGUGCACUGUGGUCAUAACACAGUGCUGUGGUCAGCAACAAUACUGAGGUAGUGGUGGUGUUUAAGGGGCCUAAAGCGUGCCAAGAAAAUAUGCCAUACAUCAUUACACCACCAACAGCAGCCUGAACAACAUCCUGCUGAAGGCAGGAUUUUGUUUAUGCCAAAUUCUGACGCUACUAUCAAAAUGUUUCAUUAGAAAUUGAGACGCCUCAGAGUGGCAACUGCAAAACUGCUGCUCAGUGGGUAUUUUCUCUUUUUCAGACCACUCUGUAAACCCCAGCAAUGGGAAAACCCGACCAGAUCAGCAGUUUCACAUUCAAAGUCACUUAAAUCAACUUGCUUCCCCAUUCUGAUGCUCAGUUUGAAUUUCAACAGGAUGUCAUAUGAUGAUUAUAAGAUAUUUUGUUAACAAGCAGUUAACCUGCUAAAGUGGCCAGUUAAUUUAAAAAACAAAAACAAACAUUAACUUAACUUACAUUUUAUGGGCUGUGAAUAGAGACUUAACCUCAGGCUUGAUAAUUGGUGCCAGUUGUCUGCUGGGUGGGUUUAAUUCGCUUUCCAGUCUUGGACUAUACACAUCCCAGACACGCUUUUAUAUAUUCAGUUCUGAGCUUCCUUAUCCAGUGUGAAGAAGUGAAGUGAGGAGAUUAUCUAUCAUAUUGACUUCAAGCUUUUUCUUUACUGGUGUAAACAGACGUGUGUGUCUUCUAUCAGCUUUUCUUAAACCAGAUAUCAGCAUCUAGUUUUCUUGAUCUCGACCACUCAGUUCUUCUCUGUGCACCAUACUGCUGAUUGUUGAGUUCCUCCCUCUAUGAACUCAAUGUUUAUUAUCCAGUAGAUAAUGCUGUCAUCUGCAAACCUUCUUUAAUAAAAGGCAGUCCAGUAAACAACCAGCACUCACUGACAGCUUAACAGUAAACAGUAAGUAAAGUUUCUGUCAUCGUCAACAAAGCUGCUAGUUUAUAAGCUUAGUAAAAGCAGAAGUUGUGGCAUUUAUAUUUUGUUGGACUGUAAUAGUUAGCUCUCAACCCGAAUGAACAAACUGUUUGAAAUCAUUUUGGGGAAGUAUACUUUGGUAAGGAGUGGCUUUCCAAGAAAGGUGGCUGCAGAAAGGAAUAAACCCCUGUGCCCUCGUCAAAUUUACCAGACUAUGGACACUUGUGUCAAAAAUGCUAUUAAAUCAUCAUACAUAAAUAAUAUUUUCAGCUUUUUUUCAUAAAUCUCUUCAGACUGUUGCUUUUGUGAAUUCUCUUUAGUGCAAAAUGGUAUGAGCCACCGCACAAACCAAAGCUAAACCAAAAGACAACAAUGCAUUUUUAAUUACAGUUUUAGUCAUUUAUGCUACGUUUUACUUAUUCACGUUUUUGUGUUGUGCUUUCCCUUAAAUUAAAAUAUUCAGUGAUUUCUCAGUAAAAGAGGCUUUUGUCCUGAGACUGUUUCAUUAAAUAUUUUAAGAGGAAAAUGACUCAGAAAGCAAUUUUAAAACUUAAAGAACUCACAAAUCAUGAUCCUUGUUCAAACGAAAAAAAAGGCAGAUAAUUAAUUUAAAUAUAUAUGUAUCUAUAAAAAUAACCAGUUUACAUGUAGCCCUGUAUAUUUUUAAUGGCGGUGACAUAAUGAAAUUGUUGUUUUCCUUUCUAACCACUAGAGAGCAGCCUUUGCUAUGUUAUCGCGUUUGACCGGUCAUAUUUUUAAAGGUAUUCUUCUUCUGCAUAUAUUCUCUCUCUUUUCUCUUUGGGUGUGGGUGAGCGUGUGUGUCUGAAACACAAAGGGAAUUUCAGCUUGAGACAAUAGUGUGACCAUAUGGUCUCCCUGGCUUGUAAAUCAUCCUGUGGUCCAGUGCCAGCUUCAAUGAAAACUACUCCACCUUCCUAAAUUCUCUCUCUCUCAGAUCUUCUUUACGAAAACAUUCAAGUGCACAUGGUCUUAAACUAAUACUGACUUCAGAUACCUGUUCACUUCACUGCAAUCAAAAGCGGGCUGAUGUGAAAGAGACGCAGAGAGGUAAGGAGAAGGAGAGCGGGGGAGCUGGAUAAAGGGGGGGAAUGCAAAGAAAAGAUAUUAAAUCAAAUAAAAGAAAACAUAAAGACUGUUAAAGCCGGCUGCAAAAAUACUCACCCUCAGAGGAGGAGACAGAACAAGGCAACGAAGGAGAACGCUAACGAGGGAAUAACAACAGAAGGAAGGAGUGACAGAGGCCCUGCCCCACUGGGUGGCUCAACCAUGAAGUUGAACAUCAUUUGUAGCUUGUUUCUGCUCCUGGGUGUUCAAACAGUAAAGGGAGGCAGAGCCCAGCGCAAACAGAGACAAGCUGAAGAGAGCCUGAGACCUUACAUUGGCAGAGUUAAACCAGAAAAGCUUUGUGAGCUGCUGAAAUGCCAUACUCCAGUGGGGUCUUGGUGCCAGGUAGUUCAAGAAAACGGAAUUCUCAUCCCCAAGUGUGUUUGUCCUCAGUCCUGUCCUCGGCAGAGGGCACCAGUGUGCAGUGUUGUGGGAAAGACCUAUGAGAAUGAGUGUUGGCUUCAUAAAGAUGCCUGCAGAAAGAGGCGCCGCACCGGACUCGCUCACACAGGACCCUGUCUGGUCCCCAAGGGUAAAUGCACCGAGGAGGAGUUAGGCCAGUUUCCAUAUCGUCUCCUGGACUGGUUUCUGCUCUUGAGUCGUAUGGGGGAAUCCUACGCACCUGCUGCCCCGCCCCAGAGCUGCCUGAGCCACACCCAGAGGACACAGCUGGCACAAAAAAGAUUUACCCUGUUGGACAGAAAUAAAGAUGGCAAGUUGAGCCGCAGGGACCUGAAGAAGCUGCAUUAUAAGAGGAUGCCUUUGGAGCACUGUGCUACACCAUUUUUUCAGUCAUGUGAUCGUAACAAGAACAGGAAGGUGACCCUCAAUGAGUGGACAGCAUGUUUGGUGGAUCGUUCUGAGGCCUGGUUCUAUCAAUUAAUGUCGAUGAGAAUGGGUUCUCUGAAGUUGUGUCCUACAAUCAAAAGGAACUACCUCUGACACGUCUACUUCUUUUGUACUGUUAGGAACUUGCAGGCCAUAUCAUGACAGUUACUUGAUUUUAAAGCUGAUAUUAAAGGAUGACAUCGCUACACACACUGACUUAGUCAUUGAUUUUACCUCUUCUGACAUGUGAUUUAUGAUGUCGUGAAAUCUGAUGGUCUGCUGGGUGCCCGUGGGUUUUUAUGUGUGCUCAAAGGGGACAAUUAAAGGUCUAGACAGGCUGAAUGCUAAUCAUAUUCGUUGUUAAUUACAUUUGCUGACAUCUGUAAAACUGUUAAAAAACACACACACACACACAUAUCGGAGACAAAUUACACAGGAUGCUUUGGAUAACCAAUUAAAAGGAGGAUGGCACAGACAGACAGUGUGAUAUGCAGAGAAUGUCAAAGUAGAUGGGGAAAAAAACAUGGGGAGAAGAAACACUUAGUGGGGGAAGACGUGACCAGAAAAGAGACAAAGAGUUAAUAAAAGAGUGAAAGGUAGAAGUAGUGAAAAGUGUCAUAAUGCAAUGGAGGAGAGCGAAGGCAAAGUGACUGAAGAAAGGAGAGAGCACCGCAAAGUGUGUUUGCGAAAGACGGGAGGAGGUAAUGCACUGUAAAUGGGAGUUGAGAGUAAUGGAGUAAUGCAUAAAAAAUGGAUCAGAAAUGAGGGAAAGACUGAGAACGGGGAGUGAGGGGGGGGGGGGGGAUGGCUGAGAAGGCAGGAGGAACUGAGGAGACGGGGAAAUGCAAAACAUUUUCUUUGGAGCCAGGCCUGUAAAUAGCAUCUUGGAGCAUGAUGCGGAAUGUUUGAAAUACUUGACCUCUGCUAAGGUCAAAAAAACUUGCAUAAUGCAAGCUUCCUGACUUUUUGUGCCUGUGUACCAUUUAUAA
Messenger RNA from Oreochromis niloticus (Nile tilapia), 4993 nucleotides. RefSeq names its product SPARC-like 2 (gene sparcl2). The record is from RefSeq and is a predicted model, not a curated record. Lineage: Eukaryota; Metazoa; Chordata; Actinopteri; Cichliformes; Cichlidae. The transcript is spliced from 9 exons. Gene Ontology annotation, biological process: anatomical structure development. Bases 3339 to 4118 code for a protein of 259 amino acids. Gene Ontology annotation, molecular function: collagen binding; protein binding; extracellular matrix binding.